Melanotaenia boesemani (Boeseman's rainbowfish) is the source of this 1399-nucleotide messenger RNA. RefSeq names its product leucine-rich repeat extensin-like protein 3. The record is from RefSeq and is a predicted model, not a curated record. Bases 38 to 991 code for a protein of 317 amino acids. The transcript is spliced from 3 exons. Lineage: Eukaryota; Metazoa; Chordata; Actinopteri; Atheriniformes; Melanotaeniidae.
GGCCAAAUCCUUGUUGAAUGCUAUCAAGCAGGAAGAGAUGGUCCCUGUGAGUGGCGUUAGUAUCGACUCAGAAACAGCAAAUGACUUUCUGACUCACUCCAGACCAAAACGAAAUGUGGACCCCAGGUGGUACAGAGGAAACCCCGACUUCCAGGCUUACUACAGAUACUACAGCAGCAUCGGGCACACUGAAGGGCUCUACGAGAUCGACAAGCUGAGGAUGCUCUACCAGCAGAUGAGGUACCUUGAGCACACCUAUGGCCCAAAUGCCUCAUAUUUCCAGAAUAAAUUGGGAGUGCCGAUGAUCAUGUGCGACCCGGCUACAGACAAGCGGUGCAAACAUGCUCCUCCACCUCCAAUGAAAGGGGUCCCAAAAGCUACAGAUCUCCCAGCAACCCCUCCUCCUGCUCCUCCUCCUGCCCCUGCCAUUUCCCAGGCUGAUGUGCUGUUUCUGUGCAACAACAAGGACCCCCUCUGCAAGCCUCACAUUGUCUACCUUCCCACUGGCUCUGUCCCUGUGCUCUGCGACCCUCGUUACCACCCUCACUGCACACCCCAGAAGGCCCCUCCACCUGCAGUUGUAGUUAAGCAUUCUCCUCCUCCUCCGCCAAAGAAGUCCCCCCCACCUCCUCCAGUCCUUGUCAAGAAGUCUCCCCCGGCCCCCAUCCGCAUCUUCAAGGGCAUGGAGUACGACUGUGACCCCUACUGGGACCCAGACUGCCUGAUCGACCACCCACCCAGACCUGUGAAGGGAAAGAUUGUGGGUCCUCCACCUCCACCUCCUCCCACUGAGGAAGAGGAAGCAGAACCUGUAGAGGAGCCAGCACCCCCUGCUCCCAAAGAGAAGAAACUAACUGUCUAUCCUCACCCUUACUACUACCCUUACCCUUAUGACCCCAGAGAUGAGUUGUAUGACCCGGCUCGCUUCCAGUACCCACAUCCGGCUGACUCUGCUGACCCUGCCGACGAGCCCGCAGAGGAGAGCCAGUGAAACACCCAGGAGGCGUUAAAGGUGUCAGACUUUGACUCAAAACAACCAUCCAGGCUGCAAAAGGUCACUACAAUUGAAAACAAUGUGUAGAAGAGCAUUGACAAGUCGUGUUUAAUCUGACAUUAUUCUGUUUUUACCACUGUCAGUAAAUAAAAAAUUAUCUUUCAGUAAACACAACCAUUUAUUGCAAACAAAUUUUAAAUGAUAAAACAAAAAUAAAUAAAAAAAAAUAUGUUUUUCUUCAGUUAAUGGGUUUGAACUCUGCAUUUAUGUUUUAUGAAAAGGUCCAAGAGAUAUAUAAAAAAGUAUUUCCUCCAUGUGCCAUAUGGAAGGUAAAAACAGACCUGUAAAGUACUGGCCCACAGGUGGGGGAUCAUUAUGUCUGGCUCUGCUGUGUAUUUAAUAUCA